GCCUUAUAACGAACCCUUCAUUAAGCAGAGUGUGCGUGUAUCACACACAGCCAUUAUACAUUCUAUUAUAACCACCUCCUCCGCACUGGGCUGCUCCCGUGUGACGAGAACUCUUUGAGCUAUUUGCGGCGAAGGUUCGUUAUUAACUCACCCCUUGAAUGACAAUUAUUGAUUGUGCGAUGGGCCUAUUGUGGGUUCACUGCUCCCACAGCACGGGGAAGGAGAUGAGGACAUUUGGGCCAGCUGCUGUUGCAUUCCAUCUGCACAACGGUCAAGUCCAACUUCCAGCACUGGGGUACGUAUGAGGCAUUUCCAAUCAUGUUUCGUAAGCGCCUUCUCUCUGUGUCGCAUGCGUACGGGUCACAUCGCAAAGUCUUGAGUCCAAAGACGAGCUUGUUUUUACACAAGUGCAGUCAAGAAAAUGAUCAAAAGACCCCUGUGUGACACUGUCCCAUGAUUUUUGUCCACUAUGACUGACUGGGCUUUCUGUGGACAAGAAAGGAGCCCAGUGGAAGGCAAUCGUGAAGUCGACUGUGCCAAACAUUGACGAGGAAAUGGUGGUUCCCGGUUGCGCAUCCUUCGCCAUCAGAUGACUGCUGCACUGCAGUGAUUCCACGCCCCCGCGCCACUUUUACGCAAAUGGCGUCGAUGAAGGACAGCGACACUGGCCUGUGGCUUCACAACAAACUGGGCUCCACGGACGAGUUGUGGACGCCGUCGAGCAUCGCGUCGCUCCUCACCGUGUCCGUCAUCGACAACAUACGCCUGUGCUUCUCGAGCUUGUCGCCGCCCGUCAAGCUCAAGUUGCUCCUUGGGAUGCUGCAUCUCCCCCGGCGGACCGUGGACGAGAUGAAGGAGGCCCUCUCCGAGAUAAUCCAGCUGGCCACAGUGGACUCUGAGCCUUGGGUGUUGAUGGUCGCAGACAUCCUCAAGUCUUUUCCAGAGACGGGGUCCCUCAAUCUAGACUUGGAGGAGCAGAAUCCAAACGUGCAGGACAUCCUCGGCGAGCUCAGGGAGAAAGUGGGGGAGUGCGAGGCGUCGGCCAUGCUUCCUUUGGAGUGCCAGUACCUGAACAAGAGCGCGUUGACCACACUGGUGGGACCCCUCACGCCUCCCGUGAAACAUUUCCAGCUGAAGAGGAAGCCCAAGAGUGCCACCCUCAGAGCGGAGCUGUUGCAAAAAUCCACAGAGACUGCACAGCAACUGAAGAAGACUGCCGGAGUGCCUUUUCAUGCCAAAGGGAGAGGUUUAGUCAAAAAGAUUGACACAACCACGCCUCUCAAAGGGAUUCCCAAGGCCCCGUUUCGUAGCCCCACAGCCCCAAGUAUGUUCAGCCCCCCCAGCAACCGAACACCUAUUGCACCAGCACGCACACCCCUGCGGAAGGAACGUGGGGUCAAGCUGUUGGAUAUCAAGGAGCUGAACAUGGUCGGAGCCGGGAGAGAAGCAAAAAGGCGGCGAAAAACCUUGGACACGGAAGCGGACGAGAAAGCAGCCAAAGAAGAAGCAGUGGUGGAAAACACCACACCUGAUUAUGCCGCGGGCCUCGUCUCUGCACAGAAACUCGGGGCGCUGAACGAGAACCCGCUGCCGUCAACCAGCUACCUACCGGCGACGCCCAGCAUGGUUCCUUCCUCCUCCUACAUUCCCAGCUCCGAGGCUCAGCCAGCAAACGCGGGCGGGUCCGGCUGGGACACGCUGCAGUCGGCUCGCCAACCGGAGGAGUCGGCGACGGCGGGCGCAGGCGCCCCCGCCGCCACGCUCCCGGGCCAGUACAAGCAGAGGACGCCGAUGUACAACGCGAGCACCACGGCGAACCCGGCGACCCCGACGUCCCCCAGCACGCCCGCCUCCACUCCCGCCAGCAACGGGCCACCGGCGGCCGCCACAGCCGGCCAGCCCGAGACACCCGCUCAGCCCCCCAGCACGCCUCAGACCCCUACACCGACACCCACCCCCACGCCGCCACAACCUCAGCCCAAAAAGAAUCUCUCACUGACGAGGGACCAGAUGUAUGCAGCUCAGGAGAUGUUCAAGACGGCCAACAAGGUCACCAGACCAGAGAAGGCCCUCAUCUUGGGCUUUAUGGCAGGAUCCAGAGAGAACCCGUGCCCGGAGCAGGGUGACAUCAUCCAGAUCAAGCUGAGCGAGCACACCGAGGUGUUGCCCAAAGCGGACGGCACUGGCAGCACCACCAUGUUGGUGGACACGGUCUUCGAAAUGAACUACUCGACGGGUCAGUGGACUCGUCUGAAAAAGUACAAGCCCAUCACCAACACCUCGUGAGAAGCGCAACAGGUGGACUCUACUCGCUCACGACCACAUUCGCUGACAUUCAAGUGUUCGCAUUGGGGCCAAAAUGAGGACCCGGGGAGGGGUGUGCUGACGAAAGGAGAGAAGGUUCUUCCUCCUUCUGCACACACACACACGCACACACACAGGAUAUAUAUUUCAUUCAUUCUCCUCCCCCCUUUAUCAUUUAGUUCUGGCACCUGUGCGAAUGUCUCGCAAAACAGCCAGCGGUCAACAACGCACCAUUUUUUUCGUCACCUUUUUUUUCCCGGACAAAUUGAAAGAAAAUAAAGUGACAUCAGACUGUUA
This is a messenger RNA of Phyllopteryx taeniolatus (common seadragon), 2601 nucleotides long. It is a transcript of the gene nelfa, whose product is annotated as negative elongation factor complex member A. The coding region runs from base 640 to 2286 and encodes 548 amino acids. Gene Ontology annotation, biological process: negative regulation of transcription elongation by RNA polymerase II. Gene Ontology annotation, cellular component: NELF complex. The transcript has 14 exons. NCBI's taxonomy places the organism in Eukaryota, Metazoa, Chordata, Actinopteri, Syngnathiformes, Syngnathidae. The record is from RefSeq and is a predicted model, not a curated record.